CAGUGCGAGUUCGAAGGGCUGCGGGACCGGCGCUUCGCCAACAGCAGCGACCGCAAGAAGCACAUGCACGUCCACACCUCGGACAAGCCCUACCUGUGCAAGAUGUGCGACAAGUCCUACACUCACCCCAGCUCCCUGCGGAAGCACAUGAAGGUGCACGAGUCGUCCCCACAAGGCUCCGAGUCCUCCCCGGCCGCCAGCUCCGGCUACGAGUCCUCCACCCCCCCGGGGCUGGUGUCCCCUAGCGCCGAGUCGCAGAGCACUAGCAACCUCUCCCCGGCGGCGGCGGCGGCGGCGGCGGCAGCAGCGGCGGCGGCGGCGGCAGUGUCCGCCGUGCACCGGGGCGGCAGCGGCAGCGGUGGCAGCGGCGGCGGCGGUGGCGGCGGCCACAGCGGCCUAUCCUCCAACUUCAACGAGUGGUACGUGUAGGGCCCCGCCGGACUGCUCUGCACGGCCCCGCCGCGCCCUCGCCUCCCGGCCCCAGCGGCGGCGGCAGCGGGUAGGACGGAGAGAGCCCGCUGGAGACGUGCUGGGAAAAGCCGCCGCACCCGCUGGCAGCGAAAUGAGGGCCGAGCAGGAUGGGGACGGGGGUCCUUAUCUCUCCACACCCCUCCCGCCUUCGCGCCUUUUUUCUGUUUUUUGUUGUUGGAUUUUUUCCCUGAAUUUCUUUUUGAGAACAUUUUGAACCAGCAAAAAAAAUUUACUCUAAACCUAUGUCCUAAGAAACGCAAGAAAAUGAGUAAAUACAUAGAAGAACGGAAAGGGAAGAGAAAGACAGAGGGGGGAAAACCCAACCCCAAAAGCCACCAACCACAGCACCCAGCAAAAAGCUUCUCCAGCCGGCGGAAAGCAACUCUCCCUCCGGAGCCUCCAGACAAAAGAUCAGAGACUUAACUGCCCCGGCCCCUGCGCCUCCCCACCCGGAGCAGCCAACGCCCUCCCACCCCACCAACUGUGUACAUAGCGGCCCUCUCCUUCCUCCGGCUAGGGGGGAACGAAGUUUUCCUGGAUUCCUGGUGUAUAGAAGUUCGUCCCGUUUGUAAACCGCGGAUUGGUCCCUUUCUUCUUCUUUUUUUUUCUUCCUUUUUUUUUCCCCUCUCUUCCUCCCUCCCAAAAAAAGUGAUGGACUUGUUUUUUUUCCUACCACUCCCCUUCUCCAUCUCCUUCUCUCCUCCUUUUUUAGUUCCCCUCUUGGAAAAAAAAAAAAAAAAGGAAAAAAAAAGUAACGUGGAAGAAAAAAUGGUUUCUUUUUGUAAUCGUGAUAUCUUAAAUAUUGUGUUCCUUUUUAAGAGGCAACUUGAUUGUAUACUGCAUUUCGACUAUAGACUGGGGAAGAAAUACCGUGCCAAAGUCUCCAUUCUGUUACUCACAGACACACACACGAACAACAACGCUUGUGAAUGUAUUUUUCUGUUAGCUGGGUUUACAUGUGAUGUUUUAGUGCUUUUGCAAGUUCAAUUUGUUAGUUACUGUUCGGAAGAUUGUGAGGAAAAAAUAAACGUUGUGCCGUUAGCUUUUCUGUAAUAACACCCUUCCUCCUGUAAAUACCUGUUACCAUAUUUAUCCAUUUGUAAUUAAAUUAUGGUAUUAACUUGCUACAGAGGAAACAGUAUUUAUAAAGAAUGUUUCUUAACUAUAAAUAUGUACAAUUGUGAGCAUAAACUGUUUCAGAUUUUUUAUUUGAAGGUUUAAGUGGUUUCAUCAUUUCUUGUGAUAUGUUUUGAGAGUAAUGCAUACAGAAAUAUAAUAAAACGUGUUGAAACUGCA
Pezoporus flaviventris is the source of this 1767-nucleotide messenger RNA. Its product is annotated as zinc finger protein ZIC 2-like. The transcript is spliced from 2 exons. NCBI's taxonomy places the organism in Eukaryota, Metazoa, Chordata, Aves, Psittaciformes, Psittacidae. The record is from RefSeq and is a predicted model, not a curated record. Gene Ontology annotation, biological process: regulation of transcription by RNA polymerase II; central nervous system development. Gene Ontology annotation, molecular function: RNA polymerase II cis-regulatory region sequence-specific DNA binding; DNA-binding transcription factor activity, RNA polymerase II-specific. Bases 64 to 429 code for a protein of 121 amino acids. Gene Ontology annotation, cellular component: nucleus.